AUGGUUGUGGAAGGUCUGAAUAUUUCGAUUUUGAGGGCUAGAGAGUUGGGAGUCUUCAAGGGGGCUGUUAUUGGGAAUGAUUUGGUAAAAAUGUCACACCUUCAAUUUGCAGAUGACACCAUCUUGUUCUGUGAGGCCAAUCAGGAGGAAAUUCUUUGUAUCAAGAGGUUGCUUCGAUGUUUUGAAGUUGUUUCUGGUCUAAAGAUUAAUUAUAGUAAAAGUUCGGUUAUUGGUGUUGGUGUGGAGGAGGUUUUUCUAGAUCCAGUUGCUGAUAUCCUUAAUUGUUCCAAAGGUGUGCUCCCUAUUUCUUUUUUGGGUCUACCUCUUGGUGCUAGCCCUAGACUUAAAUCAACUUGGGCCCCUAUUGUUAGGAAGUUUAAAGUUAAGCUUGCCAGCUGGAAGAGAAGGCAUUUGUCUUUUGGUGGCAGAUUAUUUUUGAUUAAAUCUGUCUUGAGUAACCUCCCUGUCUAUUACUUAUCUUUGUUUAAGAUCCCUGGAGGAGUUGCUAGAGACUAG
Messenger RNA from Camellia sinensis, 516 nucleotides. Lineage: Eukaryota; Viridiplantae; Streptophyta; Magnoliopsida; Ericales; Theaceae. The record is from RefSeq and is a predicted model, not a curated record.